CCCAGCUUGUGACACCACUUGUGACCAGAAAAGCAGUGCAGCCAUACAAGUACCCAGAAGGGUGAAGGCUCUGCUGGGCAAACAGCUGAAGUGUGAAUCAAAACAGCUGGGCCAUAGUGUCAGACUACCAGAGUGCCUGUGACAGAGGGGAGUGGCCUUCAGCUCUGCGUCACCGUGGGGGGCGGAGCCUUCUCUGAGCAGUGCCUGUGAGUUCUGUCCUGCCAGCCUUGGGGGAGGAGCUGCUUUUUACCAGGCUGCAGCUGACAAGAAGCUUCAAGCCUCAGUUAAUAUCAGAGGUGCAUGUGAUUGGACUUGAGCCGAGAAAGGCAGUAUAACUACAUACGUGCCCUAUAGGAUAAAAGGCCUACUUGGAAGUCAGCUGGCGUGAGGACUGAGACAGUUGGCUAUCACACUGCAAGACUACCCACCAGUCCACCCGACAGAGGUAUCUUCCAGAGGUCUCUUAUUCAAACAACAUGUUCAAGAAUACUGGGGACAUAUUUGUGGAAGAAAACAGUGCACAUAAGCCAUAAACUCUUUGUGGUUCUAAAUCAAAAAGACACUUUAAUAAGACUGGUGUUUUGAUAGCACUUAUAUUUGCAGCCACAAGGCUAGCCAAUCUCAUUGUCUGUAAUACUAACUACUUGGCACACUAAUCUAAAUCAUAAUGGAUGGUGAAUAUGUCCUAUGUAAUUGGAAAGACCAGUUAUGGCCAGCAAAAGUUUUAGAUAGGUCUGGAAGUCCAUCAGACAGUAAGAGGAAAAAGACAUUGUCCAUAGAAGUUGAAAUACUUUCACUGGAUGAGAAAAUUACCGUGGAAAGCAAAGACACAAAAGUCCUAACCAAAUCUGCUGUUGAAGCCAUUAUAUCCUCUCUAGCAGUGCAGUCAGAGGUCAGCGUUGUACCUAGGGAGGAGACAGCCUAUGAAAGAUCACUGAAAAUGGCACUGGAAAUCGUGAAAGAAAGAACAGAUCAGAGCCAAGCAAGCAUGUCAGGAGAACAUACCACUACAGCAUCUGAAAAUAGACCAGAACAGCCGCCUGAUUCACCUCCUCAUAAGAAGUUCCGGAAACUUGAAAGCAACCUCCAGGAAGACUCAACUUCCAUGUUACUAUGCUCAGAGAGUGAUGAUUCCCUGUCCGAUGAUAAGUUGCAGGUGCGCACAACCAGUGGGAGUGUGCCAAGUGAAAUGGAAACAAAGUCAUCAGAAAACUUAAGCUGUUGCCAAACAUACCCUUCAUUUUCAGAUGAUGAUGAUAAAAAAGAAGAAAAGAAAAAGAUUGACAUCUCAGCAAUCAUGUCUGUGAAUUUAUCACUCAAAGAAGAAAGUGAAUAUAUUAAAGAAGAAAAAUUCAUCCCCUCAUCAGAAGAUCUCGCUGUACCCAAACAGGAGUCCCAAGACAUCCCCUCAGAAGCCCCAGCUGUUUCCUCUGAAUGCUCUACUGUCGAAGAGAAUAAUGUGGAAGAUCCUGGAGAGGGCCCAUCAAAUCAGAAUCUAGGCUCCUAUGCCAGCCAAAGUCAGUCUUCUGUGGAAUCAGAUGUAGGUGCUGAGACAUCCACUGCAGGAUGCUCAGGGGACUAUCAGGUUUCCCUUCCUACCCGUGAUACAGUCAACAGUGAUCUACUACUUCAGAGACUUGAUUUAGAAGAUCUUGAGGAAGAAGCCCGAGCUUCUGGCAAGCUUUUGUCUCUAAAUCCUGCCAGUGCAGCUGCAUUAGAAAAUGAUGAUGAGGAUGACGAUGAAGACCUUCCACGUUUCAUUCUCCGUUAUGAGACACGUGCAUUUGAAACCGGAAUGAUAGUGUGGUUUAAAUAUCAAAAAUACCCAUUUUGGCCAGCAGUGAUCAAAAGCAUUAGGCGGAAAGAGAGGAAAGCGAGUGUGCUUUUGAUUGAGGCAGACAUGAGUCCUCAAAAGAAAGGCGUUAGAGUAUCUUUGAGAAGGCUGAAAAAAUAUGACUGUAACGAGAAACAGGCACUAGUGGAGAAAGCCAGGGAGGAGUACCGGGAGAGUAUUGAUUGGUGUGUGUCACUGAUUUGUGACUACCGAGUUAGGCUAGGUUGUGGCUCUUUUACCGGCUCGUUCUUUGAGUAUUACGCUGCUGACAUCAGUUAUCCAGUCAGGAAGAUCAUCAAACAAGAUACCUUCAGAAAUAUAUUUCCAAAGCUAUACAAUGAUGGUGCAGGGGAGCAUUUGCCUGUGGCAUCCCACGCCAAGAGAGUAUCUUUCCAGAAAAUUCUCCCUGACCGGAUGAAGCCUGCUCGGGACCGAGCUAACAAGAACCUGGUAGAUUUCAUUGUCAAUGCAAAAGGAACAGAGGACCACCUCCUGGGCAUUUUAAAGGGCACAAAAAAAUCCAAGUGGCUGAAAUCAUUUCUGAAUGCAAAGAGUUUCACACCCUGUAUUGAAACCUACUUUGAAGAUGAAGAUCAACUGGAUGAAGUAGUGAAAUAUCUUCAAGAAAUUUAUAAGCAGAUUGACCAGAAGAUGCUGACUCUGAUAAAAGAUGACAAAAUUAAGUUUGUUUUGGAAGUUCUUCUACCAGAAGCAAUUAUUUGCUCAAUUUCUGCUGUUGAUGGCUUAGAUUAUGAGGCAGCUGAAGCAAAGUAUCUAAAGGGACCAUCCCUCGGCUGUAGGGAGAGAGAAUUAUAUGAUUCCAAAAUCCUAUUUGAAAAGAGACGCAGGUCAUUGCCAAAUGAAGGUCAUUAAUUCUGCCAAGAGUUAAAACCAAAACGGAAGCUAGAUGAAGCUUUGGAAAAGUAAUCUUCUAAAAGUUCCAACACAUAAAUAUUUGCUGAAAAUGAAGGGAGGGUCUUUGAAUUCUAAGUUCUUUUAUUUUGUGAAGAUCUGUGUGAUCUGCAGAUACUGAUACAUCCACCUUUAUUUUCUUGUGCUUCUUCAGAUUUAGCUUCAUCAGUAUAUUUUUAGCAGUUUGACUUUCUAAUAUAUUUUGGAAUGCAUAAUUCUUAGGCAACUUUAGGGGAAAUUGUUAUUUUGUUUUAUGAUAUUUUUGUGUCUUUGCUGUAUAGGUAAAUGCAUUAUGCAUAUUCAGUUCAAUAAAACUGCACUGGUGUUAGAUUUUAAGCAAGAGAAUUAGAAAAGAUGUCUAAAACAAAUGGCAGUUAUAUAUUUUUUGGUCAAUUUUUUUUUAUAAAGUACUGACUUUUCUCUUAAGAUAGCCAAUUUAUUUUUCCUGCCAUGCCUAUUUAUUUUUGGGAAAAAUAUCUCUAAAUCUUAGAACCAAAGAUAGAUUAAAAUUUGCCACAUAUAUAACUAACCACAAUUGCUUUUGCAAGAAAACAAUCUAAAAUUAAAAAGUAAAUGGGUUAUCCACAUGUAAUCUAUCUCUUUGUGUGUAUGUGUAUAACAUCUCAGCAUGCAGAAAAUGAUUGUUCAUUCUACACUUCUCUGAAAUUCCAGUUUGAGGAGUGUCUGUCUUUCAAUGCUGAAUAACUUCCUAAAACAGAUAAACUUCUGGCUAUCUUCAUUAUCGUGAGUAGAUCUUAAUAUAGCAAUUUGAGCACAUGUAGAACAGUGAAAAUUAGCGUGUCAACAGUCUAGCCACUCUACAGUUGCUGCUUCAAAUCCAUCUAGUUUGUUAUAAACUAAGAAAAACAAGCACUGUGUUCAGAGCCCUUUCUCCAAAUAUAACUAUAGUCAUUUGUCUCAAACCAAGCAAGCUUUAGCAUCUAGCUUAUUUCUAGAACGGUUCCAAUUGGUUCCAAUAACAUAAAUGCCAACUGGUAAAUCAUUCCAACCUACUAGAUGGACCAGAAACUGGAAAAUUGGAAAAACAUUACAGCAAAAGUUCUUUACUAGCUACAUGUGGCAGUUAUUCUGUAUAUGGUUAUGAUUAGUUGUUCUUGUUACUUGAAACAAGAUUUUUUAUAAGACUAAAUCUUAGAAAAGCUAGUAUAUUUAAAAAACUUGAUGUGAAAAGAUGUACUAAGGGCUUAACAGAAACCUAUCUCCAUUUUUACCUCAUAGAGUGAGAAAACUGUCACUCUUGGGCUCUUUUGUGUUCAUCUCACACAGCUCUAUGUUUAUGUACAAUUUGCAGAAUUUCGGUAUUCGCUUUAAAAUAAAACUAUCAUAUCCUUCACUUUAGAUGUUCAUUUCACUUUAGUUAUAUAGAAAUAUUGUGGUGUUUGUGUAAAUUAAUAUAUGUAUACGCACACACAAUUUGUUUAAAACUUGUAAGUGUUGUCAGCAUUUAACUCUUGUUAUAAGUUUUCAUUCUAAAUAAAUGCCCACUUUCAUGAUU
Molecule: messenger RNA, 4262 nt
Organism: Arvicanthis niloticus (Nile rat)
Lineage: Eukaryota; Metazoa; Chordata; Mammalia; Rodentia; Muridae
Gene: Pwwp3b
Product: PWWP domain containing 3B
Cellular component (GO): extracellular exosome
Source: RefSeq, a predicted model, not a curated record